AUGGAUAAGCGCAUAAGCAACGAUAUUCAAAUGUCCAAACUGCCUGCUUCGGCGAAAGGAUUGUUGAGCACUUUCGAGACCGCAAACGCAAACGUUAUGGCGGCGGUGUUGGUGGCGAAUACGUUUGGAACAGUGAAAAGUGCAGACGAAGACGGAAAGUUUGGUGAAGAAGGUUCCUUGCACGGUCGUACCGUGAGAUCUGGUGAGGGUCCCUGUUUCAGUCCGCGUCCAAUGCACGAUAUGUCCGACGAGGAUAUGUCGGAUUUCUCUUCGAACGAAAGCGAUGGCAUGGAGGAGCUAGAUACGAAGCAUGUUGGACACGACGGGAAGACCGAGGAUGACUUGUCGGAUCAUACGACGAACGGUUCUAGUUGCGGAGCGCUAAUGCCAGCAGUGUUACCGGUGAUAGACCUGGCCGGUACCAAGCUGGGAAUAGGUAGUAGCUCUGGCAAUGGAUCCGGUGCAGUCGUCCGGAAGAUGUUCACCAACACUCGAGAGCGCUGGAGGCAGCAGAAUGUUUCGGGAGCGUUUGCCGAGCUGCGUAAGCUGGUUCCAACUCACCCGCCGGAUAAGAAGCUGUCGAAGAAUGAAAUUCUCCGGAUGGCCAUCCGUUACAUCCGCUUGCUAUCGAAUGUGCUCGAGUGGCAGAAGAAACAGGAGGCGAACGAUCGAUUGCCUCUCAAGCAACGCAGCACACAAAACCACCUGCAACACUCCGCCAACCUGCUGGCCGUCGGUCAACAGUCCUUCCAACAGAUCCUACACUCGAACAACAACGAGAAUCACUUCACUGGAAACUUCCGUGAAAACGGUAACAAUUUACUCAUGAUAGUGUCACCGAGAAAUUUCGCCAAAAAUGCGGGCUCCACAGCUCGUGCACUUAAAGCGGCGGAAUCACGUGCAGAGAUGGGUUUGGAAGUGGAAAAAACGAAAAUAGGAAGCAAGCUAGGACCACCGGCCAAAGGCUGCUCAAGAUCGUCCAGUUCCAUCGGUGGCACUGGCAUGGUUAGUAAGAGCAGAAGAAAACUAACUGUACCCUCUGCUGCUGCACUGCAUAGUGAAUCUUCAGUUGCCGGCGGUCACUUUCGUCCCGGUCUGCACAUCAAGACGGAUCUUAUGCUUUUACCGCAGACGUGCGAUGCAGCAACACGGUCCACCCUGGCGGAGAACGAAAUCAAGCGAGAACGCAAUCAGCAUAUCGAACACAUAAUGCUACCGGAUGUUGCGAUGCUGCAAUCGUCGGAAGCUGUUCAAUUAAUUUCAAAUGAUGCCUUCGCCACACGCCAAUCCCUGACACGUGCCAUCAUCACCGAUCUGGAUGAAACGCAAACGAGGGGCUAA
This is a messenger RNA of Anopheles aquasalis, 1341 nucleotides long. RefSeq names its product Helix loop helix protein 3B (gene HLH3B). Lineage: Eukaryota; Metazoa; Arthropoda; Insecta; Diptera; Culicidae. Gene Ontology annotation, biological process: regulation of transcription by RNA polymerase II. The record is from RefSeq and is a predicted model, not a curated record. Gene Ontology annotation, molecular function: RNA polymerase II cis-regulatory region sequence-specific DNA binding; DNA-binding transcription factor activity, RNA polymerase II-specific; protein dimerization activity.